Molecule: messenger RNA, 1602 nt
Organism: Punica granatum (pomegranate)
Lineage: Eukaryota; Viridiplantae; Streptophyta; Magnoliopsida; Myrtales; Lythraceae
Source: RefSeq, a predicted model, not a curated record
CCCAAAACAGAACCCUCUGUCGGACCGUUGUACGCUCCAAGUCCAAUCCAGGUCGAAGAAGAUGGCGCAGGUAGCCGUGGCAGCCCGCCUCACGAAGUCCCUCUGCCUCUCUUCGUUACCCGCCGCCACAACCCUUCACGAAAUCGCUUCUUCCCAUCCCAAAGGUGUUGCUAAAGUUGUGCUUAAAAAGGGGAAGACACAGAUUUUUAAAGAUGGAAGCCCAAUGGUGUACAGUGGAGCGGUGGACCGAAUAAUCGGUAGACCGCCCCCAAAGACUGGAGACACAGUUCUUGUAGCUGAUGGAGCUGAGAAGCCAUUUGCUUGGGGACUCUAUAAUUCAGUUUCCAUGUUUUGUGUUCGAUUAAUGCAGCUGGAAGAGGAAGCUACGAGGGAUCCUUCAUGCAUUUUGGAGAUGGAAAGAUUGCUUGAGAAAAGAAUUCAGGAGGCUGUUGAGCUUCGUCAGAGUUUGGAGCUCCCAUCAACCAAAACAAAUGCUUAUCGUCUUGUGAAUAGUGAAGGUGAUAGAUUAUCUGGAUUGAUUGUUGAUGUAUUUGGAGAUAUAGCUGUGGUAGCAUCCUCUGCAGCUUGGGUCGAGAAGUACAAACCAGACAUAGAAUUUUGCUUAAGGAAAAUUGACGGGAUCAGUCACAUAAACUGGAGACCGUCUGUUGAAAUCCUAAAAGAGGAAGGACUGGAAGUGUCCAAUUUCGGGGAGACUGAUUCAGCUGCUUGUCCCAAGAGAACAAAGGUGGUUGAGAACGGAGUUUCUUAUGCAGUUUCAAUAGAGGGCCAAAAGACAGGAUUUUAUGCAGAUCAGCGUCACAAUCGGGAGUUCAUAUCAACUAUCUCUAAUGAUAAAAGAGUUCUGGAUUUAUGCUGCUAUAGUGGUGGAUUUGCUUUGAAUGCGCUAAAAGGUGGAGCUUCAGAGGUUAUCGGUGUCGAUACUUCCAUGGCUGCUCUGGAGCUUGCUAGAGAAAAUAUCACUCUCAACAACUUAAAUCCGGGCAAUAUAUCAUUUUUGAAAGAAGAUGUGACCAAGUUUAUGAAGGGAGCUCUGUCAAGGAAUGAAUCGUGGGACAUCGUUAUACUGGAUCCUCCCAAAUUAGCUCCAACAAAGAAGGUUUUGGCGAGUGCAUCAGGGAUGUAUAGAAACCUAAACUCGCUCGCAAUGCGUGUUACAAAGAAAGGUGGUCUUCUUAUGACUUGUUCCUGCUCAGGAGCUAUGACCCAAAGUGGGACGUUCUCUCGAAUUCUUCAGGCUGCUGCAGUUACAGCGGGAAGAAGAGCUACAAUUAUACGGCAGGCUGGAGCAGCAUGCGAUCACCCUAUUGACCCAUCCUACCCCGAAGGUGAAUACCUCUCUAACAUUCUUCUCAGAGUUUCAUGAACAUCAGAGAAAGAACCGGUUAUUAUAACGAUUUCGUACAAAUUGUUUCAUUUUAAAAUUAUAUAUCAUAUCAAAUUGCUCGUAAUAUAUUUGUUAAGAAUUCAGCUUUAGACUUGUUUUAUUGGUGCUGCCAAAGAGCAUGAUGUUGCUGCUUGAAUAUCGAAUGAGGUCAUACAGAAUUUGGAUGACAUAUGAUAAGAUGGUGUUAUGUCCAA